This is a messenger RNA of Diaporthe citri, 1053 nucleotides long. RefSeq lists its product as uncharacterized. Gene Ontology annotation, molecular function: proteasome binding. The record is from RefSeq and is a predicted model, not a curated record. Bases 1 to 1053 code for a protein of 350 amino acids. The transcript has a single exon. NCBI's taxonomy places the organism in Eukaryota, Fungi, Ascomycota, Sordariomycetes, Diaporthales, Diaporthaceae.
AUGGCCGAGGCAGAGACUGAGCCUCUACCACAAGAGGCACCACCACUCACAAUCACCGUCACCAAGGGCGGCAAACCGCUAGACACAUUCCACCUCACAGCAGACGCCAUCCUCAACGACCUGCUGAUCGCCUGCGAGGACAAACUAGCGGAGGGAGCGGACGAGUACGACUGGGACAAGGCCAAGUUCAUCGCAAAGGGCAAGAUGCUGAGGGCCUCGGAGCACGGCGAGCAGGCGAUAGCCCACCUGGGCGGCACCAAGGUCACCCUGCAGGUCCCCACCCUCGAGGCGAUCCAGGACCUCCAGCGGUCCUCCGACGCAGCCCGGGCGCGAGAGGCCCGGCGCCUCGCCCAGAACACCUCCGCCGCCCGCCCCGUCGCGGCCCGGCGCACCCGCCCGGACCCGGCGCGCGCCCAGGCCGACGCGCAGUACACCUUCCUGCGGGUGGAGCCGCUCCCCGGGUUCAGCAACGCCGAGCGCAGCCGGGCCUUCCUGGAGCGUCUCAAGGAGGACCCGGGCAUCCGCGCCGCGAUGCGCAAGCACGAGUUCACCGUGGGCUUGCUCACCGAGAUGGACCCGGCGUCCAACACGCAGUCGAGCCACGAGGGCACGACGCGCCUGCUGGGGCUGAACCGCAACAAGGGGGAGGUCAUCGAGCUGCGGCUGCGCACCGACGCCUACGACGGGUACAGGGACUACAAGACUAUCCGAGACACGCUGUGCCACGAGCUGGCGCACAACGUGCAUGGGCCUCACGACCGGAAGUUCUGGGAUCUGUGCCACCAGAUCGAGAGGGAGGUCCAGGCUGCGGAUUGGAAGAGCGGCGGGUACUCCGUUGGCGAUGGGGAUUAUUAUGAGUCGCCCGAGGAUGACGUCCCGGACCACGGGGGUUGGACGGGAGGCACGUACGUGCUUGGCGGUAGCAGCAACGGCGGCGGUCUGAGCAAGAGGGACGUCAUCGCGAAGGCUGUCGAGGAGCGCAUGAGGAGAUCAAAGUCGGAGAACCAAGACGGCGGCGGCGGCGGCGAGGGAGGCAGCAGCGCGGCGCCGUGA